AGCGCGCAGGGCCAACUGCCGCGUUCCCGAAUCCAACAGCCGCUCGUGCCCGCGACGGAGAAGGCAGGGGAGCGCGCAGAUCAUGCCCGCGACGGAGGGGAGAAAGGGACUGGUGAGGGAACGCGCGGCGCCGAAAGCCGUUUGUGCUCGCGGUGGGAGGGCGGAGUGCGCGAGCUGACGGCUUGGGCCGUUGGUACUGACAAGAUGGUGGAACGCGGAGAGGUGAUCGAGGAAGAGGCGAGUGAGCCGCUCCCGGCCGAGUCCCUGUGCUUCAGCCGCCGCGGCACUGAGCAGUCAUCACACCGGCUGCUGGCUUACAGCGAUGCCGUCAUCUCCAUCGUCGCCACAGUCAUGAUAUUGCCUGUUUCUCAUACAAAAAUAAGGGCUGAUCAGGAGCUGGAAGAAAGUCUGCAGCAGCUUCUUACAACCAAGAUAGCUGUUUACAUUAUGACAUUUUUAAUAGUGACUGUAGCUUGGGCUUCACAUAUCAGAUUGUUCCAAGUGAUUGAGCGAAUAGAUGAUGUUCUUGCCCUUCUGAACUUGGCAUGUAUGAUGCUCAUAACCUUCCUGCCUUAUACAUUUUCUUUGAUGGCCUCAUUUCCAGAUGACACACUUGGAAUUCUAUCGUUUUGUGUUUGUGCCAUUAUCAUUGGAUUAAUUCAGGCUGUAAUUGUGAUUUAUGGAUUCCACAGACCUUACUUAUUGAAUGCCCAUAUUUGUGCAUCCGAAGAACAAGCUUCGUAUAAGUACCAAAUUUUAAAGAUGAUUUUACAAGCUCCAGCUCUAUUCCUUUUAGCAGGGAUUUUGUCUUUCAUCUAUUGCCCAAUGGCAUAUGCAGUGCUUGCACUUGUCAUCUUUCUUUCAUACAUUUCUCAGUGUGCACAGUGGUGUAGGAACAAAAUAAAGGGUCCCAAAGAACUUCGGAGAGUACCAUUUUACACAUUUCACCCAAAUGAACCACUGAGCAAAGAGCGUGUAGAAGCUUUCAGUGAUGGAGUAUUUGCAAUUGUAGCAACACUUCUUAUUUUAGACAUUUGUGAGGACAAUGUUCCUGACCAUAAAGAAGUUGUAGAAAAGUUCAAUGGCAAACUUAUUGAAGCACUUAGUGAGUAUGGUCCAGAAUUUCUGGCUUAUUUUGGUUCAUUUGUGACUGUUGGCCUUCUCUGGUUUGUUCAUCAUUCACUCUUUCUGUACAUCACUAAGUCAACAAGACUAAUGGGGCUCCUGAACACUAUCUCACUGGCUUUCAUUGGUGGACUUCCGUUGGCUUUUCAGCUUACCCACGAAUUUGCUUCCAACUCCCGAAAUGAACUUGAGGCCAUUCAAAUCAGCUGUGUUAUAAUUUUUCUUGCAAGUCUCUUUCAGUUUUCAAUAUGGGCUGUCGCACUUUACAAUGAAAAAGAAACCCUACAUCACCACGUUUGGUAUGGGGGCAAAGAACAUGCAUUUAUGUUCGCCAAACUUUCACUUUAUCCUUCUGUAGCCUUUGUUACAUUCUGUCUUACAUAUAUUUUAAGUAAGCUUAGUACAGAAAUUUUCCAUAUGAUGCAAAUUGUUGUUCCUUUUGCAUUUGUACUUUUACGAAUCAUUGUCCAAAUUGUUCUGGCUAUUCUCACAUGGUUGUUCAGUCGACUAAAACCUAGGACAUCAAUAUUAAAAGAAGAAGAUGACUCUAUCUUUGUAAGUGAGAAUACAUCAUAACAAUUCAAUUACUGAUUCAGAGUAUCUGGUUUAAAACAUUUAUAUGCAUACAGUCUAUUUUUAUUCAUUUGCCCCAUUUCCACAGUUUUUAUGUUGCACUUUCACGUAUCAAUUUUCUUCAAAAAUAAUUACUGAAUAGAAGUAAAUUAUGUUAUUGUAGAAUGUGCCAUCUCAUACCUGGAAAAGGUUGAAAGAACGUUUUAUUGGUUCUCAAUAUAAUAUUAUAUAUUUUAUUCUUGAUCUUUAAUUACAGUUUGGUGUUUGAAAAAGUUGAAUUAUAUGCAGCUUGCUAUAAUUUCAAUUUUAUUGUCAGAAUUUUAAAAGUAUUUUCUACAUUAUGUAAAGUUUCAAUUUUAUCCCUUUGCUUUACUGAAAGCAAUAAUUGAUUCUUAGUUGUAUUUUUCAUUUUUGUGCUUUUCCAGAAAAAGCAAUAUUCUCUCUCAGCCCAGAAUGUUGUUAUCAAAGUCGGUUACUGAGGGUGCUUAGUUGUCAUGUUGAUUGUUUGUUACACUUCUUUAAGUACUAAGCACUUUCACAAUGAAAAUUCUGUUGACCUUGAAAUGAAUUAUCAUUCUUUAGUAAACUAAUCAUUUGAAAUAAUAUAUCUGUAUUGCACAGAUUAGUCUUUCUUUCUGGAAGCCUGCCUUGAUUAUAUCUGUCAUGACUGAAGUGUUUGGUCAUUAUUGCUUAAAUGAUGUUGUUGCAGCUGUAAAGCUAAGUAAUCUGAAGAGGUAUGCAAACUAAUGCAGAAUAAAAUCUUCUUUGAAUAAACAAAAAAACUUGCACUACAGAAUGAAAUAAUGUAAAAUGCUACAGCAGCCAUUAACCUUUAAAUUAAACAUAGAAAUAAAGCAAUUGUUAAAAUGUAAAAUUAUUAUUUGUAUAUGUGAAACUUUUAAAAUACUUGUCUACUAAUGUUGGCCAUUCUGCAAGAUAUGAAAAGUUAAAUCUACAAUAUAUUACUGUACAUAUAGUUGUGA
Messenger RNA from Chiloscyllium plagiosum (whitespotted bambooshark), 2681 nucleotides. It is a transcript of the gene tmem175, whose product is annotated as transmembrane protein 175. NCBI's taxonomy places the organism in Eukaryota, Metazoa, Chordata, Chondrichthyes, Orectolobiformes, Hemiscylliidae. Gene Ontology annotation, molecular function: potassium channel activity; proton channel activity. The record is from RefSeq and is a predicted model, not a curated record.